Messenger RNA from Hippocampus zosterae (dwarf seahorse), 1101 nucleotides. RefSeq lists its product as uncharacterized. The record is from RefSeq and is a predicted model, not a curated record. Lineage: Eukaryota; Metazoa; Chordata; Actinopteri; Syngnathiformes; Syngnathidae. The coding region runs from base 274 to 1101 and encodes 275 amino acids. The transcript has 3 exons.
CUCGCAGCACUUCGUAUAUUUUAUUUCUUGUUUGUGGCCCCCAGGGAGUCUUACCCCUGUCAAUAAAAAAUGUGGGCGUGCAUAGAAGGUCCCUAAAACUCGCGCUGCACCUUCGUCAACCUCCCUGUUUGUUGAAUUUCAAGGCGAUUUUUUAGUUUUUAUGACGUCACAUAACGCAGGCGUAGACGGUGUUCAUAUUUCUGCUUACGCGACCCUCAUGAGGAUCAGAGGUAUGGACAACGGAUGGAUGGGUGCACGUUAAAAUAAGCACCUAUGGAGCAAGAUAGCACUCAUUCAACCAAUGUGGAUGAGUUCUAUGCACGAUUUAGGGAGCACAGCACAAAUGAUGCUCCUCUGGAGGAGGAGACAACUUCAGAACCCGAUUGGGGAAUCACUGAUACAACCUCGGAAGAGGAAGAAGAGAAACCCUUUGAUUUGCCUCAAGAAAAAAACUGUGAUGUACUCUGGGAGGAGGCAGAGGAUGAAGAAGAGCAACCUAGUGCUACACCUCAAGAUGAGGACGAGGAGGAAACCACAGCCACAUGUUCUCAUGGCGUAAUAGCACCCCAAGAGGACGAAACCACAGCAGCACUUACGAAACAAGAAGCCACUGAUGGACCACGAAUGGAGAACAUUUUUGCAUCACCUGAGUAUGAUUUUAAAGUAACUGGAGUGACUCGAACAAGUAUGACACCUGCAUCGCUCGCCACUCCGUUCACACAAACGUUUAAGAACUUUCCCUCCAAAGACCACUAUUUUCAGCAACAAAUAGAGCAACGGAAACGAGACUUAGAUUUCAAGCUUCAACAACGCAGGGCCUCCAAUAUGCGGCAGAUGAUUAUGGAGCAGGUUGCAUCGAAUCAGGCACAAAAGGAAAUGGAGCGACAGAAAAAACUGUCUGAAUUGAGCUCGUUAAACAACGUGCCACCUGCUACCAAGAGCACGGAGGAUGUCGAAACCAGUGGUGGCCGAUCUGAUGAACAUAAUCAUGCAACAGAUAAAGAGCUUGAACACCACAAAGUAACAGAGGAGGAAAAACACAGUGAGGUGGAACGCCACUGGAGAACAAAAGAUAACAAAGGAGAGGCCCAGGAGGCCUGA